Messenger RNA from Fulvia fulva, 2115 nucleotides. RefSeq lists its product as uncharacterized. Bases 1 to 2115 code for a protein of 704 amino acids. The transcript has a single exon. NCBI's taxonomy places the organism in Eukaryota, Fungi, Ascomycota, Dothideomycetes, Mycosphaerellales, Mycosphaerellaceae. The record is from RefSeq and is a predicted model, not a curated record. Gene Ontology annotation, biological process: carbohydrate metabolic process.
AUGGCCACUUUGAACAGCUUGGUACUUUUCUUACUGGCCGGCCUGUCAGCAGCAGCCCAGUACGAAGAGUACAUUCUAGCUCCUAGCUCAAGAGAGCUUCAUCCAGUCUCUGUCUACAAAGUCAACGGCACGGUCGACGGAGCGGACAGCCUUACCGGCGAUGACUCCGGGAGCAGCACUUUCGAAGGUGUCUCCUCCGUGACCUUCGACUUUGCGAAAAACAUAGCCGGCAGAAUCUCACUCACAGUUGGCGAGGUUGAGGGCGACGAUCAAGCCAUUGGCAUUGCUUUCAGCGAGAGUUCCCUCUGGAUCACUGGUGAGGGCAGUGAUGGAACCGCAGAUGCUGGGCUGGACGAGCUGCUAUGGAUCUACCCCAAUGGUUCAGGCAAAUACACGGUUGGCGCAGAGCAUGAAAGAGGAGGAUUCCGCUACUUGAGUUUGAUCCACAAUACUACAGGCUCCAUGGAAGUCCAGCAGGUGACCAUUCAGUUCACUCCCAUGCCGCACUGGGAGGACGACGCACUCAAGGACUAUACAGGCUACUUCCACUGCGACGACGAGCUCAUCAACCGCAUCUGGUAUGCUGGCGCAUACACGAACCAGCUCUGCACGGUUGACCCGCAGUACGGCAACUCUCUCGUGCACCUUGGAACGAUCACGUCGAACCUCACAGGAGACGACACACCACCCAACACGUGGUACAACAACCUCACAAUAACCAACGGGACUAGCGCACUCGUAGAUGGCGCCAAGCGUGACCGCCUCGUCUGGGCCGGCGACAUGGCAAUCGCAGUCCCAGGUCUCGUCGUCUCAACCAACGACCUCAUCUCCGUCGCCAACUCCAUCGACUCCCUCUUCGGCAUUCAAAACAAGACAACCGGCCAGCUACCUUAUGCCGGUGUCGGGUUCCGCCCGCAAUUUUCGGCCACCUACCAUCUAUACACCCUCAUCGGAGUUGCAGACUACUACCUGUACUCAGACAAGCUUGACUACGUCCAAAACAAGUGGGCUGACUAUAAGCUUGCCCUGAACUUCUCCCUUUCCUUCAUCGACGACAGCGGUAUGAUGAACGUCACCUCCGCAGCAGAUUGGCUCCGCUUCGGUAUGGGAGGCCACAACAUCGAGGCGAACAGUAUCCUCUACUACACCAUCUACCAAAGUAUCAUGCUCGGCGAAGCGGUAGGUGAAGAUCAAUCCGUUCUCGACUCCUGGGCAUCGCUCGCAGAAGGCGUCAAAGCCUCAGCCAACCGCCUCCUGUGGAACGAUACCUCUGGCCUCUACCACGACAACGAGACCACAACCCUUCAACCACAAGAUGGAAACUCCUGGGCCGUGGUCGCGAACCUCACAGACUCAGACGAGAAGAUCUCCGCCAUCAGCUCUGCUCUUCGCGAGCGCUGGGGUGAGUACGGUGCGCCUGCCCCCGAAGCGGAUGAUGCUGUCAGUCCCUUCAUCAGCGGCUUUGAGCUACAAGCACAUCUCCUCGCAGACGAUACCGCCGCAGCUCUCGACCUCAUGAGGCUACAGUGGGGUUUCAUGCUGGACGACCCUCGCAUGACGAACUCGACGUUCAUCGAAGGGUACGCCUUCGACGGUAGACUCCACUACGCCCCGUACACGAACGACCCUCGCGUGAGCCACGCUCAUGGCUGGUCAACCGGACCUACGAGCACUCUGACAUUCUACAUUGGUGGCAUCCACCUCACGAGCGCGGGUGGUCGAACCUGGGAGCUGAGCCCGCGGUUGGGGGAUCUCACAUUCGUUGACACCGGCUUCGAGACGAGUGAGGGCGCUUUUGCGUCGCAGGUAAAUGCCACUGGUGGUGUUGUUACGGGGUUCAAGUUCAGCACGCCGGCGGGUACUAGUGGAAGGGUGAGUCUGCCCGGAAUCAGCGGCAGUCUGAGUAGUAGCAACGGAACUACCGUCGCGUUGCAGGACGGCGAAGUAGAGAACGUCGCUGGUGGAGAGUGGACUCUGGUGCUGAGCGGUAAUAGCACAGGCGGUGGCAAUGGCACUGCUGGAAGUGGGUCGCCGGUGCCGUAUACCGGGAGUGCCACAGUAGCAUCGGGGUCACUUGUGGCGAUUGUCGCUGCUGUCUUCGCAUUCCUCUUGUAA